Owenia fusiformis is the source of this 1337-nucleotide messenger RNA. NCBI's taxonomy places the organism in Eukaryota, Metazoa, Annelida, Polychaeta, Sabellida, Oweniidae. The record is from the annotation of a GenBank genome assembly.
AAUUUGUUAGAAUUGUAAUAUAAGGUCAUAGUAAAAUGUUAUAAUUGGAAUUACCAUUGGACUAAGAUGAGUCUUUCGAUAUCCAGAGUUAUAAUGGGAUUCCCUUGGGAAAUGAAUUCUAUAUAUUGCGCCGAAACAAAAACAUAUUUUAUAAUGUUUUGUGAGCAAAUAAGAAAUGGAUUCUACAACUGUUAUAAAAGCAAUGCUGUUUUUAUUAACAAUAUCUGCUUGUGUUUCAGUAAUAAUAACAAAACCAACAGAUGAGAAUUCAAAAUGGAUUUUUCGCUGUGGUCCAUCUCAGACAAAAUGUGACAAAAGAACACAUUUUUGUGAGUCCAGGAUGGACCAGUGCAACUUGUGUUUUGACUACUGCUCCGAGAACCGCAUUAAAGGAAAUUUACAAUACCAACAGCAGUGUCAUGAAUUUUGCUCAGUAUGGAUGAGGGAUCAAGAAAAGGCAAAGCAAACUCCAAUUUUCUCAACAGCUGAAAUGACAACAGCCACUGCAACUUCAGGUGCUAUCUCUUCAUCAGCCACAACGGAACAAAAUCAGACCCCGGUGACAAAUGAACAAUGGCGUACUACUGUUAUAGUAGCCUGUGCACUUCUUUUCAUGAUUGCAAUGGUCUUUGCUUUGAAAAGAUGUCAUCACAAAAUAAUUCCACAUAAAAAUCAAGAUACUGGGAAGAAUGAACAAACAAUCAAAAAGGACUCGGCACACAGCGAUGAUGAGGAAUUCAAUAAUGACAAUGACCAGUUGAUGCCUAACAAUGUACGCUUAGGUACUGCAUCUACUACUAGGGUAGAUCUACCUAUUGAUGGCGCUUACAAAAAUGCUGUACCUGCUUCAAUAACCUAAGUUAAGAACAGUCUUGGAGGUUUACUUUUUCGGGGACUGUUUCUGAAUGUGAAUGGUCCAAACAAAUGAAUCAGAUGACAGCAUCUACUCAGUCUUACAUUUCAUUAUGCUAUUGGGAUAAAUAUAUUUGGAAUAUAUACUUAUGUUUUGACUAAAGUGGAUAUAGUGUUUUGUAGAGACAGAAUCUGAACAAUACCCAUGAACAACAAAAUGAAUGGUGCAUGUUGAUUAGGCAGUCUGUUCAGCUUUUGCUUAGCAGUAAACACGUUUGUUUCUUGUCAGCAGUUACAAACAACUGGUGAACAUACCUUGUUAUUUUCCUUUUUUGUUGAGAUUUCGUUAUGGUGUUUUCCUCAUCUCUCUUUUUUAGAACUUGAAAAUUGUACUCUAGUUUCUCUGUAUUGAGUUGAUAUGUGGCCCUCAUCUGCUGUAACUGUUGCUCAAGAAUCUUAAAAAUAGAAAACAGAUAACACUGUAU